AAUGCAUGAUCGAGACUAUUAUUAGAAAGUAAAGGAAUCUGGUUCCGGUCCGGAUAAAGUACCAGCGCUCGUUUUAGAUGAUUGAUUACAGUUACUCACUCGUUGGAGUUUUAAUAUUUUAAUGCAUUUGCUUUUUAGUCAUAUAAACGCGGUACCAGACCAAUGCGUGAACAUACUUGCAGCAGUCUAUAAAUAUAACACUGUAGCUUUAUUUGUAGUGCUGCAAUGCAUUUGAUUCACGUCUACGGUAAGAAGUAUGAACGUGGCAGCAACUGGUCCGAACCAGAGGUGCUUGAGCUGCUGCAGAUCUGGUCGGACGUGCCGGUCCAAACCGAGCUAGUGACCUGCCUCAGAAACCAGCAUGUGUUCAACCGAAUCGCCAGCACUCUGCGGCAGAAGGGCAUCAAUCGGACCGGGGAUCAGUGCAGGGAGAAGAUCAAAAAGUUGAAGCUGGAGUACAAGCAGAAGACUUUGAGAUCCGCGAGGUAUUACGAGCUGAUGGAAAGGGCGCAGAGCAACCGAUCCGCCGCAACCUCCGGUUCGACUUUGCCUUUAUGGGGCGGUACGGUGACGAACCAGGCAACCGGACUGCAGGGGUCAGAGGCGCCGGGUCACCCGCCCAGAGUAGGUGAAAUGCUGGAGAUCAAGACGGAGGUGAUGAGCUCCGAUGAUGAAGCGGCGGGCCCGCCUGAGAUGAUCUAUGAGUUCGGACCUGUUGAUGAGGAUGAUGAAGGCGCUGCUGAACACAAACAUGCGGGUCCAAACACAGAGGAGAACACUGAGAUGGACGGAGAGCAGGGAAACGCACAUGUCAUCUGUUCCCAAUCAGAUUGCAGUGACCAGAACAUGACUGGCUCCUCCAAUGCAGGAGUAUCCCCGGCAACAGCUCCCAUGGCAAUGAGAGAAGGAGGUAGCCAUGGCGACCAAGAAGGGGGUUCCGGAUCAUUCCAUCAGAGGAAGCGUCGCCGAGUGGGACGUGGGGGCGAAGGGGUGUUAUCGAAUGCUCUGGCUGGGUAUCUAAGCUGGCAGCAGACAGCAGAAGAGCGUUUCCUGGCUCUGGAGGAGGCCCGGAUGCAGCAGGAGGCACGGGCUGAGGAGCGGAGGGAGCAGCAGGAGGAGAGACGAGCAAAGCAAGAGAGAGAUCAUGAGUUUCGUCUCAUGUCCAUGUUGACCAGGGUCCUGAGUUCAUCACGUGGGGCGGAAGACCAGAGUGCCUCCACCAGCAGGGAAACGUUCCCGGUGCCCAGCACAUCACAAACCUUGCUCCCCUGUUUGUUACCCAACAGUGCCAAAACUGUACCCAGCAUGCUUUGGGGUGAUCAGACGGCCCAGUACAGCCCGUACCUGUCUUGCCGUGGCAACAGCAUGCGGCUGCACCACGGAAUCCUGCAGGAAGGCUACAACCAGUAUCACGCCAACAAGCACGACGAGAAUUCAAACCCACAUGGCAUUAUAAACUUAGGAACCAGUGAAAACAAGCUGUGCUUUGACCUCCUGCAGAAAAGGCUGAUGCGACCUGACAUGCUUCACAUUGAACCUGCUUUCUUACAAUACCCCGAUUGGAAAGGCCACAGUGUCCUUCGAGAGGAAGUUGCUAAGUUCCUCUCAGACUACUGUCGUUCUCCCAAACCUCUAAAACCUGAGAAUGUUGUUGUUAUGAACGGUUGUGGGUCUGUGUUCUCGGCUUUGGCAGCAACGCUCUGUGACCCAGAAGAUGCCAUUCUUAUCCCGUCGCCCUUCUAUGGUGUGAUUACAGAGGAUGUGGGCUUGUACAGCACUGUCAAACUGCACCAUGUGCCACUUUAUAGUCAGCCCACAGGAAGUGAUGUCAGACCAUUCCAGCUAACUGUCGAGAAAUUGGAGAACUCUCUUAAAGGGGCCAAGAAAGAGGGAUUGAACAUCAGAGCCCUUAUCCUGUUAAACCCCCACAAUCCACUGGGAGAGAUGUACUCGUCUGAAGAGUUGAUCAGCUUUCUACAGUUCGCCAGAAUGCACAAGCUUCAUGUGAUCAUGGGUGAGAUUUACAUGCUCUCCGUGUUCAAUGAGACGGACAAGUUUUGCAGUGUUCUCAGUUUGGACGGCUGUGUGUCUCCAGGCUGGUUCAGAAUCAUCUUCACUGAUCGACUGCACAAACUGCAGCUAGGUGUGCAGAGGAUUAAAAAUGCAUUAGAAGAACUUCAGGGCUCUUCAGUGCUUGAGACAAAGAGGACAACAAGUGACGAACAGGAUGACAGUCGUGGGACCGUGAGGAGGGAAGACACUAAGACAAUGGAUGAGUGCAAAGAGCAGACACACAAGACCUCCAGCGUUCAAACCAAACUUGACACAGUGCGCAUUAAGACAGAGCCCGUCUCACUGGCUGAUGAAAACUUUACAAUUCUUAACGGCCAAUCUGACAUCCGCUCAGAGAGUCUGGACUCUUUGAUUGGUACGCUGCGACAGCAGAUCCACGUGUCUGAUUGGCUGGAGAAGCACAAGCCAGAGUUGGCUGCUGGACAGGACCCGACACAAUUGGAUGUUUUCACAGACCUGCUCGAUAAAGCCAGGAAAUAGAGUAACAGUUGGUAGAAACAAGUUUGUGCAACGCAACUGUCAAUACAAAUACAUUUUUUAAUGAAUGAUACUUUCACCUCAUGUACAGUUUAGAGGCAAAGUCUGUAAUUGCAGAAACAACACAACGGCGAUCCUUGUAAUUAGAGAUUGAAACAAUUAUGGAGAGUCACCACAGCAGUAUAUGAAAAUGUUGUUAUUGUUGGAGGUUUUUAUACUUUAAUUAUUACCCUGGCUAUCACAGUAAUUGGAGACUGCCCCUUUAAUUGCACUCAUAUCAAAUUCUAAGCAUCCAAUCUAUUGUCUUUGAGUUGUUUUAAAGGGGUCUUAUUGUGAGGAAUCAAUUU
This is a messenger RNA of Sinocyclocheilus rhinocerous, 2897 nucleotides long. Its product is annotated as 1-aminocyclopropane-1-carboxylate synthase-like protein 1. Gene Ontology annotation, molecular function: transaminase activity; pyridoxal phosphate binding. The record is from RefSeq and is a predicted model, not a curated record. Gene Ontology annotation, biological process: biosynthetic process; amino acid metabolic process. NCBI's taxonomy places the organism in Eukaryota, Metazoa, Chordata, Actinopteri, Cypriniformes, Cyprinidae. The coding region runs from base 226 to 2553 and encodes 775 amino acids. The transcript is spliced from 12 exons.